Molecule: messenger RNA, 1623 nt
Organism: Gastrolobium bilobum
Lineage: Eukaryota; Viridiplantae; Streptophyta; Magnoliopsida; Fabales; Fabaceae
Product: cytochrome P450 86A1-like
Exons: 2
Coding region: 1-1623 (540 amino acids)
Molecular function (GO): oxidoreductase activity, acting on paired donors, with incorporation or reduction of molecular oxygen; monooxygenase activity; iron ion binding
Source: RefSeq, a predicted model, not a curated record
AUGCAAAUGGAAACCCUCCCUCUCCUCCUUACCCUAAUAGCUGCUCUUUCUGUCUAUUUUCUCUGGUUCCAUCUCCUCGCUAGAAACCUAACCGGUCCAAAAGCAUGGCCCUUCGUGGGUAGUCUCCCGCUUCUGUUCAAAAACCGGGACCGGGUCCACGAUUGGAUUGCUAGCAACCUCCGCGCAACCGGUGGUUCAGCCACCUACCAAACCUGCAUCAUCCCUCUACCUUUCUUGGCUCGCAAGCAAGGGUUUUACACAGUCACAUGCCACCCCAAGAAUUUAGAGCACAUCCUGCGAACCCGGUUCGACAACUACCCUAAAGGACCGAAGUGGCAGACCGCAUUUCACGACCUCUUGGGCCAAGGCAUCUUCAACAGCGACGGAGAAACAUGGCUCAUGCAACGCAAAACCGCAGCUCUAGAAUUCACAACACGAACUCUGAGACAAGCUAUGUCUCGUUGGGUGAACCGUGCCAUCAAGAAUCGGUUAUGGUGCAUUCUAGACAAAGCAUCCAAAGAUAACGUCUCGGUGGAUUUGCAAGACCUUCUUCUACGCUUAACCUUUGAUAACAUAUGCGGACUCACCUUCGGAAAAGACCCUGAAACUCUUUCCCCUCACCUACCCGAAAACCCGUUUACCGUUGCUUUUGACACUGCCACUGAAGCCACCAUGCAUAGGUUCCUUUACCCUGGUAUCCUUUGGAGGUUCCAGAAGCUUCUCUGCAUUGGAACCGAGAAGAAGUUAAAACACAGCCUUAAAAUUGUUGAAACCUACAUGAACGACGCCGUUGUGGAUCGCAAGGAAACACCCUCUGAUGACUUGCUAUCUCGUUUCAUGAAGAAACGUGACGCCGACGGAAAACCUUUCUCCGCCGGUGUGCUGCAACGCAUUGUCUUGAACUUCGUCCUCGCCGGAAGGGACACGUCAUCGGUGGCGCUCAGCUGGUUCUUCUGGCUCGUCAUGAACCACCCCAAGGUGGAGGACAAGAUAGUUAAGGAGAUAACGGCGGUUCUCGAGGAUACUCGAGGCGGAGAACGACGGAGAUGGGUAGAGGAUCCUCUUGACUUCGGCGAAGCAGACCGGUUGGUUUAUCUGAAGGCUGCGUUGGCCGAAACGCUGCGUUUGUACCCUUCUGUGCCGCAGGACUUCAAGCAGGCCAUCUCCGACGACGUGUUGCCGGAUGGAACGGUAGUUCCGGCUGGUUCGACAGUGACGUAUUCGAUAUACUCAGCGGGGAGGAUGGAGACGAUAUGGGGUGAGGAUUGCAUGGAGUUUAAACCGGAGAGGUGGCUUUCGGCUCGAGGUGACCGGUUCGAACCGCCUAAGGAUGGGUUCAAGUUCGUGGCUUUUAAUGCUGGACCGAGAACUUGUUUGGGGAAGGACUUGGCUUACCUGCAAAUGAAGUCUGUGGCUGCGGCUGUACUGUUGCGCUACCGACUGUCUCUAGUUCCCGGUCACCUUGUGGAGCAGAAAAUGUCUCUUACGUUGUUCAUGAAGAAUGGACUCAGGGUGUUCUUGCAUCCACGUAAGCUUACCCUCCCUCUGAAGAAGAUCCUUGUUCAGGUACGACUCCCAUUAUCACUGGAAAAUGAUGAACUGGCUGCAACAUUCAACAAGUGA